Molecule: messenger RNA, 2550 nt
Organism: Aethina tumida (small hive beetle)
Lineage: Eukaryota; Metazoa; Arthropoda; Insecta; Coleoptera; Nitidulidae
Exons: 1
Coding region: 40-2499 (819 amino acids)
Source: RefSeq, a predicted model, not a curated record
ACAAUUUUUUUCUAGUCAUAAUUAAUCUCUGAGACGAAAAUGGGCAAAAGUAAAUCGGACAAAGAUCGGGGUUCAGAAUUCAUCACGAAAAAGGAAGAUCAUAUACAAGAAAAAUCAUACUUGGCCAAAGAAAUUCAGACUUCCAUAGCAUUACUCGAAAGUCCAGAAAACAAUAUAGUCUUGGAAGCGUUACUUUUCCUGUCAAAAUACGGAGACAUAAAAGACGAAAACAUAUUAUAUCUUCAACUCCACGGCAUCAUACCAAAAGUCUUGAAACUGUUGAAUCGCAACGUGUGCAUUUUAAGGAUGAGUCUUAGAUUAAUCUCUAUUCUCUUGAAAAUCGACGAAACAGUCUACGAAUUGGAUCAGGAUAUUUACAAUGAAAAAAUACUAAAAAUAGCGGAAAUGUUUAUGUCCCAUCAGGAUGAAUAUGUUAGAGAAUUCUGCUUUCCAAUUUUAUCCCGUUUGGCAACAUCUAAUAGAAUUACUUGUUUAAUUUUCAGUGUGGAUCUCUUCACACCUGUCUAUAGCACUUUGGAAGAAGCGGAAAAGGGAUCCCUUAUUAAAGAUGCGUUGGAUUUGGUGUACAUCCUGCUGAACGCGCCUGCCGCAAUAGUUAUGCUACCUGAUUUGUCCUUUGAUCCCUUGCUGAUAUUAAAACAUCUAGAUCACCCUGACGUAGAAAUACAAAAUAAGGUAUUGGAAGUUAUUAGGAAGUUAACUUUCUAUCAAAUAGAGGCUAUUCAAGCAAUUUUUCAACAAGCUAGACUAGUUGAAAGAAUGAUCACCAUGCUAAUAGAUGAUCAAAUGAAAAGACAUCGAAAGAAAGCCUUGAGUAUUAUAAUGAAUUGCAUGGAGAGCGACCAAACAAACACACAGUUCAUUAAUACGUUGGAGUUCAUUAAACUAAAUAAUUGGGUUAAGAGUUGCCCAUUAGAGUUAUUACCGUCGGUUUCCGAUAUAUUUUGCAAAAUCACAUCUAUUCCAGAACUGAGACAAGUCCUAUUCGAUUUGUCUGUGGAAGACUCAAUUUUAUCUUUCUUUCGCAGUUCUGAAAAGAAGGUUCUAAAUAAUACAUGUCAAGCUAUCACAAAUUUGUCCGAGCAUACCUACUGUUGUCAAAGAAUGCUAACUCCCGUAGUUCUGAAAGAAAUAUUAGCUAUAUUAAGGAGAAAUGAUCUAGACAUAGAUCCAGAGAAUGAGGUGGCCUUAAAGACUUUGCAUGGAUUUGCAGUCAGAAAUUACGUGGAAACUAUACAAAUGUUGAUGGAAAAUAAUGGAUUGUCUGUGAUUUUGGAUUAUCUAAAGAAAGGUACAGAAAACUUAACGGAAGAGAGUUUUUCGAAAGUGCUCCAUAUGCUAAAUAUGAUCUCAGUGCAUCCAGCUUGCGAGGAUUCCAUGUUAAACGAUGGUUUUUUUGAGGAAAUAUUCAAACAUUUAUCCAAUCCAUAUAUCGAGGUUGUUAAAGCUGCAACUGAAAUACUUAUUAACUUCAUUCCAUUGGAAAUAUUUAGAAAUUAUUUUAUUCGCAUUAAAGGAGCCGAAUUUAUUAUUAAACUAUUAAAACAGACUAAAUGCAAACAAAUAUUGAAAGGCUUAUUAGUUUUUAUUCACAGUAUAUUGGCUUACAGAGAAAUAGCUGAUGAAUUCCUUCGGAAUAAAAUUGUAGUUGCUAUUAAUGAAUUGCCGGAACUUAUACGUUCAAACGUUCCCCUUUUCGAUAGAAUACUGAAAAUAAUUUAUAAUAUGUAUUUACCAAUAAAAUUUCACGAAACUGGGCGAAUUGAUGUCAUGAAUAAAUUGGAGAGUCGUUUUUAUAUAAUCACAGGACGUUGGACUUAUCCGUUUGUAUUUUUAGAAGUAUACGAGACCUUAAUGAAAUGCCCCAUAAAUACUAUUUAUGUUGUUGAUUAUUCAAAUAUUGGUCCGACAUGUGAAGACAAUGCAAGCUUUUCAUCUGUUCAAACUUUGGAGUCUGCGGAAAGCUUAGAAGAAAUGAUAAACUUUAAAUUGGUUCCUUAUGAUCCUUACUUGCCUAGAUACAUUGCUCAUAUACAAAAGUAUAUAAGAACUGACAUGUGUCUACCACACAAAGUUAAACUUUUGGCCGAAUAUGUGGAGACAUUGCUAUGUGGUCCGGAUCCAGAGGCACUAUUGCCACAAAAACUCCAUCACUUUAAGUUACACCAUGAGAGUCUUAAGGAGAAGCUGUCUUCAAAUGUUAUUCCCGUGGGUUACUUAAGACUGGGUUUUCACUGUGAACGGGCUCUGCUUUUUAAAGCGAUAGCUGAUAAAGUCGGGAUUCCAACGUCGUUCGUAAAGGGAAGAAACAAAAUUUAUUGGAAUGAAGUUAUAUUAAUCAAGGAGUAUGAUGACUGUGAUGUUGCGAUGUGUUGUAGAAAUUUAUGUGUGUAUAUUGUUGAUCUCAUGGACAAAAUCGGUGAACUUUUGCCAGUUGGAAGUAAAGAAGCCAAUGCGUACUGUCAAAUUUAUGAUUAAAUGUUGUAAUCACUUCAUUAAUUCAAUAUAUUUUAUUAAAUAAUGAAAUAA